GUAAAUAUUUUGAGACUUUACAAAUCGGAAAAAUGAACAAAAAAAAACUGAUCACAUUGGUCAAAUUAUCCAUAAAACUAAAUUAAUUAAGUAUCAUUAAAACUAAACUGAUUCCGACUUACCAAAAAACAAUUCAAAAAUCUGCCGCGCCCAGCCAUCCGCCGUGAAAAAAGACACCUCGCGCUGCACACACACCUCCCGUGCAGACUGCGCGUAGACGAUUCAUCCGUAAAAUCUGAAACGUCAAUAAAAGCUUUUUUUCUUCCCAUUCAAGUGCACGGUGGAGUACUUGGUGUGGAGGUAGUGCGGCGAAACGAGAAUUGUCUUGAGAAAAACGCAAAACUCCCUCACAGUCUGUAUUAUUUCCGCCGUGAGACACCGGACUUCGUACAUUGAGAAUGUUUACCGUAGAUUCUGCAAAGCGUACUAAUUGAAAACGGUCAGAUUUUCAGAGAAUUCGUGAAACGAAAAGUGCAAAGUUGCUCGCCGUCGUCAUUAUCGUCUUGAUCCAGUCCGGAAGUUUGUCUCGAGGGGGGUCCGCCUGAAUGCUGAUUACUGUCACAGGGGGGAAACGCGCCCCUCGUAGGCGUAUCUGACGGAUGCGAAAAGACAAUAAUAAUACGAACUGACAAAGGUGGUAUUUACGCUGGACUGUGCAACCGUGGAGUGAAGACCGUGAACAAGUGCCCGUGGGUUUCGUUUUUCACGCUUUGCGCCCAACUUGUCGACAUCCUGGGGAUGACUUGGUGCUGCUGCAGCCGUUCCCUGCUCGCUCGGUCAUUCUGACUUGGUCGGGAUUUUCACGGUGGAGUGCGAGAAGUGCUAACGUUGUGAUUCAUAGUAUUACGAGUAGUCUCUCUGCCAGUUGUGAAAAUUUUCUAAUCGGUGUCUCGGCCGGGAAAGUACGUCGUCAACGCAUAUUUGGUCCACUCCACCUGCGUGUUUACGAAAGCGGUGCUGCUUGCUCGAGCCGAUCCGUUUGUCCGCGGCUGCCGUUGCAGGGUAGUGCCCGAGCGAUAGGAAGAAAAAGGAGUGCGUGAUGGCGGAAUUAAUCAGAAUGGGAGGCGCAAUCGUCAUUCAAAAAGACAAACUGGGCUCGCCAUCAACGGGAUCGGAGGAUGGAGGCGGUGGUGGUGGCGGUGGAGGGGGCGGCGGCGGUGGCGGUAUAGACCUUGGCGACCUUGCACAGGAGCUCGAUCAAGAUGAAUUCGAUGGACCGACAAUGUCAAACGGUGAUCGUCCAGCACUUAUUGCUCCCCCUGAGAGUGAAUGGUAUCAUGGACGUUUGGAUAGAUACUCAGCCGAGGCUCGCUUACGGGCAGCUGGAAAACUUGGUAGUUAUUUAGUUCGAGAAAGUGAUAGAAAACCAGGCUCAUACGUACUAAGUUAUCUAGGCCGUACAGGAAUUAAUCAUUUUAGAAUAACUGCUGUAUGUGGUGAUUUCUACAUCGGCGGAAGGCAAUUUAUAUCGCUUAGUGAUCUAGUCGGAUAUUACACAUCAUGUAGUGAUUUAUUGAAACGUGAGCGGCUUGUCAUACCGGUUCCGCCACCUGAACCAGUCAAUGAUAAAAAGCGUGUCGUGGCAAUUUUACCCUACACAAAAAUGCCCGAUACGGAUGAACUGAGUUUCCAAAAAGGUGAUAUAUUUUUCGUACACAACGAUAUGGGGGACGGAUGGCUUUGGGUAACUGCUCAUAGAACCGGUGAACAAGGAAUGAUAUUUCGAGAACUUGUUGAAGAUUUGGAUCAAAGUAUUGAUCCUAACACGGUGUUUCCGUGGUUUCAUCCAAACUGUACUAAGAAUGAAGCUGUGGAUAUGUUAGUGAAAGCUGGUCCUGGAAGCUUUUUGGUGCGACCGAGCGACAAUUCUCCAGGCGAUUAUUCGUUGUUUUUCCAUAUAAAUAACCAAAUCCAACGAUUUCGUAUCGAGAAGAAGGGCGUUAGAUAUUUGAUGGGUGGUCGCACCUUUGAAUGCUUAGAUGCUGUCAUAAACAGAUAUCGAAAGGAACAAAUUGUAGAGGGACACACCCUACAGCAUCCGGUCGUGAAUGGAGUUCAACCGGAAUUCAACCAACAAACAGCUACAGAAAAAGCUGCAGAGAAGAUUUAUGCAACACUGCGUGAAUGCCGUGAUCAAAUUGGCCUGAAAAAGAUUAAGGGCAUCAAAUAUCACGGCUACCUACAUAAAAAAUCUGAUAAGACUGCCAAAUGGAAGCAACUCUAUUUCGCUUUAAUCAGCGAAGGUUCCGAAACACAUUUAUGUUUCUAUGACAAUCCAAAAAAGACAAAGCCCAAAGGCUUAGUUGAUCUAUCGUGCGCGUAUUUGUAUCAGUGCCAUGAUUCCCUUUGGGAACGACCAUAUUGUUUUCAAAUAGUUGAACGCGCACUCCCUUGUCUAGCAACUGUAACGUACUUGUGUGCACCUAGUCAAGAAACCUAUACUGAAUGGAUAAGUGCGUUGAAAUUACAAUGUGUCUCGCAAUUGAGUCGUGCUCAAACGAAGGUGCCUAGAUUAAGGGAAUUACGAUGUUUGAAUUUGCAUGUCUUAGAGGCACAUCGGCUACCAUUUAAGCUUGUGCCGCAUCCAUAUUGUUCGAUUUCAUUGAAUCAGGUCAAAGUGGGAAAGACUCGUGUAAAGGCUGCACCAGAUCCAGUUUGGGAAGAGGAGUUUGUAUUAGAUGAUGUUCCUCCAGAUGUUAUGUCAUUGACAAUAACCGUACUUAGUCGUGGCAAGAGAGGUAAAGACUCUGAAGUAGCCUACUUGACCGUCGAUUUAGCAAAUCUGAAAAACGGACAAGAGACAGAAGAAUGGUAUUCGCUAACUGGUAUGACACCAAUGGGAGAAUGGGGCUCAUUACGUCUCCGUAUACGUUAUCUAGACGACCUCAUAAUGCCAUGUGAAGAAUACAGCCCAUUGCAACAACUUCUACUUGAAACGGAAUUGUAUUCAGUGAAAGCAUUGGCUGAAUUGUGCCAUAACGAUCGCGUACCGUUAGCCACCUCUCUACUUCGGGUAUUCCGGCAUGAAAAACGUGAGACUGAACUUCUUAGAAUUCUAUGUCAAGCAGAAAUUAGUCGAGAGUAUGAGACAACAACACUAUUUCGUGGUGCCUCUCUGGCAACAACCCUCAUGGAUUUAUAUAUGCGAACUGAAUGCUAUGGCUUCUUACAAUCAGCCGUUUCCGAAACAGUACAACGAAUAUUGGACAGCAAACAAUCGGCUGAGUUGAAUCCAACAAAAAUGGAUGUGAACGAUGAUGCAUGUUCAAACGCAGAGUUCUUAUUACAGAUUUUGGAUCAAGUCACUCAGUCGAUAUUCACUUCGCCUGAAGCAUGUCCUCGUUCGGUAAGGUAUAUAUGCAAUUGUUUGCAGAAGGCGGUAGUCGCAAAAUGGCCAACGGAAAGAUUGGUUCGAACGCGGGUCGUUUCUGGGUUUAUAUUUCUGCGGCUACUCUGCCCAGCACUUUUGAAUCCCAGGCAAUUUGGGUUAGUCAGCGAAACUCCACCUACUACUGCAACAAGGUCGCUAGUGAUGGUCGCGAAAUGUUUACAAAAUUUGGCAAAUUUGAUUGAGUUUGGCGGAAAGGAACCUUAUAUGGAGGUAGUCAAUCCUUUCAUUUUGAAAAACAAAGAACGGAUGAUCGUGUUCCUUGAUCAGCUCUCGUCGAUUACGGAUCCGAAUCCCCCACCGGGAGUUUACAUAGAACAGAGUGCCUCGCACACAUGUUCAGAUACUGGUCGGGAGCUUGCUACUCUUCAUCAUAUUUGUGUUUCUUACCAACCCGAACUACAAAAUUUAGCGAAAUCCAAUUCAUCGAUUAAAAAAUUAGUCACAGUCACUGAUAUGCUAACUAAGCACAAAUUAAAAUACAGAGAAAUGAUAAGUUAAGGUGGAUCAUCUCUAAACCAGUGGAAAGAAAAGAAAAGGGAGAAGAAAAAAAAAACAAUUGACAAGAAGUAUUUCGAAUAUUAUUUUCUAGUUAUUCUGUGUUCACUUUCUAAUUUCUUCGUUUUUUGUUGCUAUUCGUUUUUACAGUAUUUCUUUCAUUGAGAACUUCUGAAUAAUGUUUUUACGCACAAAAGGGUAAACUUAACCUUUAUGAUAUAAAGUUCCGAAAUUAUGAAUGUAUUAGGAUUGACAAGAUCAGGUGUUUUGUCUACGUAAUUUGAGCGAUCUCAACUGAAUUUUAGUAGAUGUAAUUUCGUUUCUGGAAACCGCCAAUAAGGCUACUUUUUGCUUUUGUAUAGAGGUGCCAAAAUUGAACUGGCUAAGUGAAGUGAAUGUAAUGGUUGCGUUCGUUGUUAUUAAGCAUUGGUCAGCAGUGAUGAAAUAUAGAAAUCGGUAAAAAUUAAAACAAAAAAAGGAAAUUUGGAUGUCUCCAUUGAAUUUCGGGAACAGACUCUCUAGAUAUCACUGAGAUUAUUCGAAAUAGUGCUGCGAUCUAGCAUCUUGUGAUGACAUAUUUUCUGGUUCUCUAAUUAAAAAACUGAAUACUUUAUUUCUCAUAUCUAUCUGUGAUUCAGGAGGAAAUGGAAAACACUCAGUCUUGAAAUUUUAAGGCAAAUUUAUAAUUUUUUUUUGUUAAAAAUAAAAAAUAUUCUACUUG
Messenger RNA from Hermetia illucens (black soldier fly), 4607 nucleotides. RefSeq names its product ras GTPase-activating protein 1 (gene vap). The transcript has 9 exons. Lineage: Eukaryota; Metazoa; Arthropoda; Insecta; Diptera; Stratiomyidae. The coding region runs from base 1040 to 3889 and encodes 949 amino acids. The record is from RefSeq and is a predicted model, not a curated record. Gene Ontology annotation, biological process: regulation of GTPase activity. Gene Ontology annotation, molecular function: protein binding.